AUAUACAUUUUUGUAUUUAUUUGUCUUAAUGUUAAACCACACUGGCUUCUUAUACAUAAAUUAACUUUACACGCACUUACGUUCUUUACUAUAGCUUCUGUGUUCGUGCGAGGUUGUAUCCAAGAUGGCACCCGUUAAAUCCAAGAAAGCUUCCAAAAAGAAGUCGACCUUGACUUUUAACAUUGAUUGCACACAUCCAGUUGAAGAUGGAAUAAUGAAAGUAGAUGAUCUGAAAAACUUUUUGUUAAGCAAGAUCAAAGUGAACAAUAAGCUUAAUAAUUUGGAUCAGAUCACUUUGGAAGCAGCCAAAAACAAAAUAUCAUUGGUUUCUGAAAAGCCAUUUUCUAAAAGAUACUUAAAAUAUCUUACUAAAAAGUAUUUAAAAAAGAACAAUCUAAGAGAUUGGCUUCGAGUUGUUGCUUCAUCUCACACAGAUUAUGAACUCAGAUACUUCCAAAUUAACAACGAUGAUGAUGAAGAAAAUGAUGAUAAUGAAUAAAUUUUCUAGCUAAA
Molecule: messenger RNA, 513 nt
Organism: Hydra vulgaris (swiftwater hydra)
Lineage: Eukaryota; Metazoa; Cnidaria; Hydrozoa; Anthoathecata; Hydridae
Product: large ribosomal subunit protein eL22
Biological process (GO): cytoplasmic translation
Cellular component (GO): ribosome
Molecular function (GO): RNA binding; structural constituent of ribosome
Source: RefSeq, a predicted model, not a curated record